Molecule: messenger RNA, 738 nt
Organism: Sclerotinia sclerotiorum 1980 UF-70
Lineage: Eukaryota; Fungi; Ascomycota; Leotiomycetes; Helotiales; Sclerotiniaceae
Exons: 1
Coding region: 1-738 (245 amino acids)
Biological process (GO): spliceosomal complex disassembly
Cellular component (GO): spliceosomal complex
Source: RefSeq, a predicted model, not a curated record
AUGCCCUCCGACGACCUCACAAAAUGGAUAACCUCCGAAAUCGACUUUUAUGCCCUUCUGGGCCUCACCCCCGAAUCCUUCACAGCGGACGAAUUGCGACGGGCCUACCGUAAAACAGCCCUUCAAUACCAUCCGGACAAACUAGGUGCAGCCUUCGACGCCGACAAAUACGAGCAAUUCCAAGCCGCAAAUGACGUACUCGCCGACCCUGAAUCCAAGCAAAAAUAUGAUAAUUUUCGCAAUGGGCGGAUGCAAAGGCAAAGGGCCGCGGCAUUAUUUGAAGGGAAGAGAAGAGCUAUGAAAGAGGAUUUGGAGGCGAGAGAACGAGGAGGAAGUUUAGGAAAGAGGAGUAGAGAGGAUGAGGAGAUGGAUGAAAAUAUUAAGAAGCUGGCGGAGGAGGGGAGGAAGAGGAGAGUCAAGAGGGAGAGUAUGAUGUCGGAGAAUGCUAGCUCACCUAUGUCAGCGCCGCGGCCGCCACCUCAGACGCAACCGCAACCGCAAUCGCAAGCUCGUCCACAGCCCUCAACAUCUGCCACGUUAAAUUCAGAAGACGAAAAGGUAGCGCGUCUUGAACGUCUAAUUGCUGAAGCUACAGCAGCAAAAGCAAAACGAAAAGCGGAUAAAAAGGCUAGGAAAGCAGGCAAAUCGUCCGAAUGUCCUGCCCCAGAUACUACUUUCAAAGCAGAUUCGAACUCAGCAUUUAACGGGGUGCAUACUGUACCUUGUGCUACGCCCUAA